AUGCUGAAGGCUGCACAGACUGUGUGCCCUGAUAAGCGUCAGGCUUUUGCAAAUAUCAGCCUGACAAGAAACACAGUUGCAGACAGGAUUUCUGAUCUUGCGGAGGAUUUGGACAGCCAAUUGAAGCGCAAAGUAAAGUCAUUUAUUGUGUUUUCAGUUGCAAUCGAUGAAAGCACGGACAUUACAGAUGUUGCGCAACUGGCGAUAUUCAUCCGCGGAGUUGAUGACACUUUGACCGUCACCGAGGAGUUCGUGGAGUUGGUGCCAAUGACGGACACCACAACAGCAGCUGAUAUUUUCACCGCCCUCGUCGGAGCGCUGGACAGGGCUGGAGUGGACUGGUCUCGCGCUGUCAGCCUGGCUACAGAUGGUGCACCUUCAAUGACCGGGAGAAAAGCAGGUGUUGGGACAAAAUUCAGAGAGAAGGUGCAGGCUGCAAAUGGAGGACAUGAUUUUUGGACUUUUCAUUGUAUUUUGCAUCAGGAGGCAUUGUGUUGCAAGUCAUUGAAGAUGAAUAAUGUCAUGGAGUUGGUCGUCCGAACUGUAAAUUUCAUCCGAUCUAGAGGCCUGAAUCAUCGUCAGUUUGACAGCCUUCUCAGAGAGAAAGACCACAACUAUGGCCUGCCAUACCACACUGAGCUGUCAUUGUGGGAGACACAACUCGCGGGUGUGAUGCUGCUCAUUGUCCUUGUCUGA
This is a messenger RNA of Penaeus monodon (black tiger shrimp), 696 nucleotides long. RefSeq names its product general transcription factor II-I repeat domain-containing protein 2-like. The record is from RefSeq and is a predicted model, not a curated record. The coding region runs from base 1 to 696 and encodes 231 amino acids. The transcript is spliced from 2 exons. NCBI's taxonomy places the organism in Eukaryota, Metazoa, Arthropoda, Malacostraca, Decapoda, Penaeidae.